Chlorocebus sabaeus (green monkey) is the source of this 1167-nucleotide messenger RNA. It is a transcript of the gene FUT2, whose product is annotated as fucosyltransferase 2 (H blood group). The record is from RefSeq and is a predicted model, not a curated record. Gene Ontology annotation, cellular component: membrane. Gene Ontology annotation, biological process: carbohydrate metabolic process. Lineage: Eukaryota; Metazoa; Chordata; Mammalia; Primates; Cercopithecidae. Gene Ontology annotation, molecular function: galactoside 2-alpha-L-fucosyltransferase activity.
AGUCACGGAUGCUGGCAGGGUUUCUUUGGCCCUGAGUAAAGAGAGACCCAGAGGGAGCACUGAGCUGCCUGCCAAGCCACCCUGUCUCGGAUUCCUUCAAAAGGACCAGCCAUGCUGGUCAUUCAGAUGCCUUUCUCCUUUUCCAUGGCCCACUUCAUCCUCUUUGUUUUUACGGUUUCCACUAUAUUUCACAUUCAGCAGCGGCUAGCGAAGUUUCAAGCCAUGUGGGAGUUAUCGGUGCAGAUACCAGGGCUGGCCUCAACAUCAGAGGCACUGCAACCCAGCCAGCUCAGGGGGAUAUGGACGAUCAAUGCUAUAGGCCGCCUGGGGAACCAGAUGGGUGAGUACGCCACGCUGUACGCCCUGGCCAAGAUGAACGGGCGGCCUGCCUUCAUCCCGGCCCAGAUGCACAGCACCCUGGCCCCCAUCUUCAAAAUCACCCUGCCGGUGUUGCACAGCACCACGGCCAGCAGGAUCCCCUGGCAGAACUACCACCUGAACGACUGGAUGGAGGAGAAGUACCGCCACAUCCCAGGGGAGUAUGUCCGCCUCACGGGCUACCCCUGCUCCUGGACCUUCUACCACCACCUCCGCCACGAGAUCCUCCAGGAGUUCACCCUGCACGACCACGUGCGCGAGGAGGCCCAGAAGUUCCUGCGGGGCCUGCAGGUGAACGGGAGCCGGCCGGGCACCUUUGUAGGGGUCCAUGUUCGCCGAGGGGACUAUGUCCAUGUCAUGCCAAAAGUGUGGAAGGGGGUGGUGGCCGACCGGCGAUACCUACAGCAGGCCCUGGACAUGUUCCGAGCUCGCUACAGCUCCCCCAUCUUUGUGGUCACCAGUAAUGGCAUGGCCUGGUGUCGGGAGAACAUUGACACCUCCCACGGUGAUGUGGUGUUUGCUGGCGAUGGCAUUGAGGGCUCACCUGCCAAAGAUUUUGCACUACUCACACAGUGUAACCACACCAUCAUGACCAUCGGGACGUUCGGGAUCUGGGCUGCCUACCUCGCGGGCGGAGAUACCAUCUACCUGGCCAAUUACACCCUCCCCAACUCCCCUUUCCUCAAAAUCUUUAAACCAGAGGCAGCCUUCCUGCCAGAGUGGACGGGGAUCGCCGCAGACCUGUCCCCCUUACUCAAGCACUAAUGCUGGCCAGUCCUUUGAUAUCCU